AUGAAGGAGAUCGAAGCUGCCUUCCCAAGCCACUCGUCGCUCCUCCCCCCUCCCUCCGAUACACAUGCUUCAGCGGCAGCAGAGCAGAUGAUGGGUCUGGAGAGGGGGUUGACUCGGGCGUGGCUCAAGUGGACCAAGGGAAAGGAUGCGAUGCGCUGGCUUGCCGGUGGUAGCGGGGCUGGAAGCAGCAAAACUGGGAGCAGCAGCAGCAGUGGUGAGGGUGCAGACAAUGAGGAGGAGAGAGAGGGGCGGAUGGAGUUUAAAGCGGCGAUGGAUGCCAUGGAAGCGGCACUGAUGAAGAGCGGAGGGCCUUACUUCCUUGGGAGAGAGGGACUUCCCACUUCUACUGAUUGUUUCUGCUGCACGUUCACCACAGCAUCCUUCACGUCCGUUCCGCAUCCACCCCCACCUCCCAAGCAGUUCUCCCUCGUCGACGUCACCCACGCGCCUCUCCUGGAGCGAUUCGUUGCCAGUGCGCCGUACUGGAAAGGCCUCACAGUUAGAAACAACCCUCGCUGGCCGGCCCUCUCCCGCUGGUACGAUGCCAUGGAUGCUCGACCCGCCUACCUCCCUCUCAAGUCCGAUGAUUUCUCCAUCACCCACUCCCUCGUGCCGCAAAUCGGGCCGGCUGGUAGCAUUCUGCUUCGGUCUUUGGGGGAUUCUGCACAUGCUUCUGCCGCCGCUACUGCUGGGGCUGCUGUUGGUGCCAUUGGUGCUGGUGCCACUCCUACCAGCAGCCAGACCCAAGUGGACCAAGCUGAACCACAGCAGCAGGCCAUCAUGGCGGAAUGCCUUGCGCCAGCCGUCAGCGAGGCGUUGCGCCACGUGGCGCAUGCACUGCUGGUCGGCACAGAAGCCGCAGGCCCCUUCCCUGCCAUGUCCCAGGCACUCCAAAAGCUAAGUGUUGGGAGCAGAAGUGAGGAUGUGAGGGCAGCAGGGGAAGAACGGUUGGUGAUGGCUCUUGCGUAUCUGAGGGAUAGAGUUGGGGUGCCAAGGGACUAG
This is a messenger RNA of Closterium sp. Naga37s-1, 1002 nucleotides long. The record is from the annotation of a GenBank genome assembly. NCBI's taxonomy places the organism in Eukaryota, Viridiplantae, Streptophyta, Zygnematophyceae, Desmidiales, Closteriaceae.